Sardina pilchardus (European sardine) is the source of this 2130-nucleotide messenger RNA. Its product is annotated as WW domain binding protein 1-like. Bases 140 to 1591 code for a protein of 483 amino acids. Lineage: Eukaryota; Metazoa; Chordata; Actinopteri; Clupeiformes; Clupeidae. The record is from RefSeq and is a predicted model, not a curated record. The transcript is spliced from 4 exons.
UACUGGCUUGGUGGCUGGCGGAGGCGGCGAGGGACACCGGGAGAUCCACCAGAGGACACGGGACCGUCCGUGCAAGGACCGACGCUUCACCCCCUCGCGUAAAGAUGCGGACGAAACGCGGCGUUGCGCGAGACACGUGAUGGCGGAGCCCGCAGAGGAGCGUGUGUAUCGCUGGAGGCAGGCGCUGCAGGAGGGCCUAGAGUACCAGCGCUCAGGGGUGCUCCCUCUGCUGGGCAGCCCUCGCUACUGCGCCGGGACCAACACAGCCAGCGGCUACUUGUGCCAGAGUGGACACUGCUGCGGCGAGUCCGGCUGCUGCUCCUACUACUACGAGCUCUGGUGGUUCUGGCUGCUGUGGAGUGUGUUGAUCCUGUUCAGCUGCGGCUGUGCCUACCACCACCGGCAAGCCAAGCAGCGACAGCAGCAGCAGCUGCAGCGCCAGAGGGACAUCAACCUGUCGGCCUACCAGCGCGCCCGCACCUACAGCGCCUCCAUGCUGGACCUCAGUUUCCUGGCCUCGCUGAAGCUGCCAUCCUAUGAGGAGGUAGCUGCCCAGCCUAGAACCCCACCCCCUCCGUACAGCUGUGUGGGCUACCCGCGGGGCACUGCCCACCUGCUGUCCUCCCAGAGCUCCGACAACUACACCAGCUGCUCCUGCGACUCCUGCUGUCAAUCGUCCCCCUACAGCUACACCCCCUCUACCAGCCACGCCUCCUCGCCCGGAGACAGCGACCCUGGCCCCGCCCCGCUGAGCCGUGAGGUCCUCGCCAUUGCACAGAGCCCCUCACCAAUCACCAGCCCGGACGCUGGGCCCGCCCACAGCCUCAUUGCAGCAGCAGAACCAGCCAAGACCACCAGUAGUACCCUCAGAAGCGCCAGCACCGCCGGUUCCCUCAGCAACCCCAGUAACCCCAGCAACACCAGUAACCCCAGCAACGCUAGUAACCCAGGGAACGGCAGUAACUCAGUUAGCAUCGUGAAGUCCAAGAGUAGCAGCAUUGAAGCUAGUGUCAGUGGCACACAGCAGCAAGCCAGCCUGAGCAGCAUUGGCAAUGCCAACUGCACCAUCAUCUUACACCCGCCCGGCGUUACGGUGGGUUUGAGCACAAACCAGCCCUCCUCUCCUCUCGCUCUGACCUCCCCUCCCUCUCUCUCCUCCCCUCCUCCCUUCCUGCCCUUCUCCGACCCACUCGAUGUAACCACUGGGCAAAUUCUGGAGAUGGCAAAAGGGGCGUGUCCGUUGGACGACAGCCCAGCCCAGUCUCCGCCCCUCAGGACAGCUCUGCUGGACCCGGGCAGGCGGGACUCGGCGACCUCCGACCCGGAAAUGGACCAGAGCCACUUCCAGCAGCGCCGACUGACAGGAGACUCCGGCAUUGAGGUGUGCCGCUGUCACAUCGACCCUGACGAGCAGGACAGCGUCAGCGCCCUGGACAACAGUCUCCACGAUGACGACAACUGCACAGCACGAGCCAAGGAGGUGGACCAGGCAGGGGGCAAAGAGGCAGGGCCUGAUCAGUGUGGCCACUCCCCCGGUGCGCCCAAAGACGCUGGGUCUGACAUGGUGGUGAUUGCCAUGGAAACAGUCUGACAAAAAGUAACAAGGAUUUAACAGGAAGGAGUCAGUUGGCAACCAAUGGCCGCUUAUUAGGAGUAGAAUGACCGGUUUAUGCUAAUCAGAAAUGUAACAGUCAAUCAAUGCCAAUCGGAAACAGAGAGGCUAAUCAGUGGCAAGCAUACUGUGUUCUAGACAGAGUGGUGACGAAUACUCUGAUUUGUACAAAAACCUAUCACAACCUAGCCUAAUGUUUUCCAUAUGGUAUGGCCAAUCAUGAUAAAGCUCCUGUGCUGCAUUGUGUGAGACCAAAUACAAUUAUGUAGUGCAGACCAGCCAAUCAAAGUCAAGCUCACUGUGUUCUUUAUAAGUUAAUCCAGACAAUGGCUAUCAAGAGCACCCAGUUGCAGCUGAGACUGCCAUGUUCUCCUCUUGCCACCUGUAAAACUGUGUUGCAUGCUGGGACAGAUGGACACACUAGAAAUGGUCUUAUAGCAGACUACUGGAGAGGAAGCAUGGGGCGAGCAAAUUUUAGUCGGGACUGUGCGAGGCCAAGCUUCUAACGAACAAUUACA